AUUAAGUACCUUCAAAAAGGAGAGAAUACUGUCACUAAUAUUGGUGAUAUCACUCAUUGGGGUGUUUUUGAGCUUGAUAGUAAGGAAAGAGCGAUUGAGGUUGAUAGGAAUAUAUCCAAAGAAGGUUUGUUUGAAUAA
This is a messenger RNA of Racocetra persica, 138 nucleotides long. NCBI's taxonomy places the organism in Eukaryota, Fungi, Glomeromycota, Glomeromycetes, Diversisporales, Gigasporaceae. The record is from the annotation of a GenBank genome assembly.